Heterobilharzia americana is the source of this 1668-nucleotide messenger RNA. The record is from the annotation of a GenBank genome assembly. NCBI's taxonomy places the organism in Eukaryota, Metazoa, Platyhelminthes, Trematoda, Strigeidida, Schistosomatidae.
GACAUUUUGGCGCUAGCUCUCUGUCAGUGGGUUGAAUCGGCUUAUCUGCAUUUUGCGUAACAUAUCACUGGCUAUUGCUUGGCAACCUACAACUUGAUCUGCUCCGCUCAGAAUGGCUCUCGCUGCUCAAAAAGCUCUGCUGGAUGAACUCAUGGGUAAGAAUCGAAAUGCUUGCAAUGGUGAGAGUUCUGGUGGUCCACAUUGGUCUGACGAUGAUGUAUGCAAGUUUUACUUGUGUGGCUUUUGUCCUCAUGAUUUGUUCGUCAAUACUAAAACGGACUUGGGUCAGUGUCCUAAAUCGCAUGAUGAGCGUAUGAGGGAAGCCUAUAAAAAGAGCUCCCGUUUCGGCAAGAUGGGGUACGAACAAGAUUUUGUUCACUAUCUUACCCAGCUUUUGGAGGACGUUGAAAAAAGAAUUCGACGGGGACAUGAACGUUUGGCAGUCAAUAAAUGUGUCAACAACCCAGAUCCAAUCGGAGCGAGUGAAAAAAAGGAAAAAAUUGCUGCACUCACGAAGAGAAUUAAUGACUUAGUAAAACAAGCUGAAGAGCUGGGAACUGAAGGGAAAGUUGAUCAGGCCCAAGGAGUUCUCAAAUUAUGUGAACAGCUGAAAUUUGAACGGUCGCAACUUGAAGGUGAUGCUCGUCCGGGCAUGACUCAGACUAAAGAACUUGAAGUUUGCGAGAUUUGUGGAGCCUUCAGGAUCAAAGAUGAUGCACCACAACGAGUUGAAGAACAUUUGUCUGGCAAAAUGCAUCUUGGUUAUGCAAAAAUUCGUGAUUACUUACGACAAUACAGCGAACAACAUUCAAACUCCUCUACUCGCUAUGGACGGCGAGACAGACGAUCUCCACCUGAUCGCUCUCCUAUUACUCGGGAUCGUGAUCGACGUCGUAGCCGCGGUAGGAGCCUAGAUCGAAAGUACGUUCUUUUUUCUAAACAUAAACUGUGGUUAAUAGUAUCACAGUUCCCUGAUGAACUGAUAUGAUUCGAUUGGGAUAAUUUAAAAGGUACUCAUUGCAGAUUUUAAUUCCGCUUAUUAGGUAAUUUUGGAGUCAUCGUCUAUUACGGGGGCAAUCGAUUCCACAAGGUAUAUUUACUUUUAAAGCCCUAAGUAGUUUAUUUAACGUAGAUUGUAAAGUUCGAUUAAGAUACACACAGUGGAUUUUGACCAUUCAUUAAUUUCAUUGUUUAUUUUUGGAUCUGUCCUUCUAAAAUUGUUUUGUUUUGCUUGUUUUCUAGUUCUCAUGUACAGUUCACUUCGCCUCGACGUGGCCGCCAUGAAAGCGGAAGCAGUAAUCGGUUCCGGUCCCGACAUGAUUUUCGUGAUGAAAGGAGACGAUAUGGCAGGUCGCGAUCACGAUCGCGGUCACGCAAAGCUCAUGAUCGUCACCGACAUGAACAUGCUUCAUCUUCAAAGUCUGCCAAGCGCAACACUUCACCUUUCAGUGCUGCUCGACGUCCUCCUGAAGGAGCUGAGGACUACUAAUUUUCCAGUCCUAUCUACUUACUAGAACAUUGUAUAUAUAUUCCAGAUACCAUUUUUCUUUUAUCAACCUCUUCUACAUGUCAGACUAAAAGGCACUCACUUCGCAGUUGGUUUGUAUUUGAAAAACUUUGCACAUGUCCAAUUAGCGUUGAUUUCGUCUAAUUAUACAAAUUUAUGUU